CCGCAGUGACGCUGGUGUUAGUGAGCACGGAGCAAACUUUGGAUUUCUUUUCUCUCUGACAUCAAACCAACCGGAAAAGCUGCAAAGGUUUCCCCCACCAGAGUCACUUUUUCCAGACCAUGCCCAACGACCCUCACCCUCCUCCGGCUAAGAAAUUCAAGCCGGGGUCAGUGUUCUUCCGUCUGGAUAAGAACAAGCCUGGAAUGCUGCUUCCUAGAAAGGGGAAUGCGAUCACUCCGAUAGAAGUCCAGAGGAAACAGCUUCCGAUCUACCAGGCGAAACCUCAGCUGCUGAACCAACUGAGGCAGCUGCCCAAUGUCAUCCUGAUAGGUGAGACCGGGUCAGGGAAGACCACUCAGAUCCCCCAGUAUCUGUACGAGGCUGGCAUCGGGCGCCAGGGCAUGGUCGCCAUCACUCAGCCUCGCCGGGUUGCUGCCAUCUCGCUGGCAGGAAGGGUGGCCGAGGAGAAGAGGACUCAGCUCGGCAAGCUGGUUGGUUACACGGUGCGUUUUGAGGACGUCACCUCCUCUGAGACGAAGCUGAAGUUCAUGACAGACGGCAUGCUGCUGCGUGAGGCCAUCGGAGACCCGCUACUGCUGCGCUACACCGUGGUGGUGCUGGAUGAAGCUCACGAGCGCACCGUACACACCGAUGUGCUGUUCGGCGUGGUUAAGGCUGCUCAACGCAGGCGGAGAGAACUUCACAAGAUUCCCUUGAAGGUCAUAGUGAUGUCGGCCACAAUGGACGUCGAUUUGUUCUCUGAAUACUUCAACAAGUCACCAGUGCUGUACCUGGAGGGAAGGCAGCAUCCCAUUCAGAUCUACUACACCAAGCAUCCCCAGUCAGACUACCUGCAGGCUGCACUUGUGUCUGUGUUCCAGAUCCAUCAGGAGGCGCCUUCGUCCCAUGAUAUUUUAGUCUUCAUGACGGGUCAAGAGGAAAUCGAGGCUCUGGCGAGGACCUGCCGGGACAUCGCCAAGCAUCUUCCUGACGGCUGCAGUCCCAUGGUAGUUAUCCCGUUGUACGCAUCGCUGCCCCCAGCACAGCAGCUCAGGGUCUUCCAGCCAGCUCCCAAGGGUUGUAGGAAAGUCAUCCUCUCGACCAACAUCGCUGAGACGUCAGUUACAAUCUCUGGGAUUAAAUAUGUCAUAGACACAGGGAUGGUGAAGGCCAAACGUUUUAAUCCAGACAGUGGUUUGGAGGUGCUGGCAGUGCAGCGGGUCUCUAAAGCACAGGCCUGGCAGCGAUCGGGACGAGCUGGCAGGGAGGACUCUGGCUCCUGCUAUCGUCUCUACACCGAGCAGGAGUUCGACAACCUCAUCCCCAUGACUGUGCCUGAGAUCCAGAGGUGUAACUUGGCCAGCGUGAUGCUGCAGUUAAUGGCUCUGGGGAUCCCAGACGUGAUGAAUUUUGAUUUCAUGUCAAAGCCCUCUCCAGAGGCCGUUCACUCUGCUGUGGAGCAUUUAGAGCUGCUGGGAGCCGUGGAGAGGAAGGAGGGCCAGGUUUUCCUCACUGCUCUUGGAAAGAAGAUGGCAAGCUUCCCGCUGGAGCCAAGAUAUGCCAAGACCAUCCUGCUGUCCCCGGAAUACUCCUGUUCUGAGGAGAUUUUGUGCAUUGUGUCUCUACUGUCAGUAGACACUGUGUUGUUCAACCCUCCAGCCCGGCGAGAAGAGGUGCUCGCGGCGCGCAAGAAGUUCUCCUCCAGCGAAGGAGACCACAUGACCCUCCUUAGCAUUUACAGAGCAUUCAAGAAAGUCAGUGGUAAUAAGGAGUGGUGUCGGGAGAACUUUGUCAACAGCAGGAACAUGGGUCUGGUGAAAGACGUCCAGGCGCAACUUAAAGAAAUCUGCCUUAAGAUGAAUUUGAAGAUGGAGUCAUGUGGAGCAGACACGGAGGACGUUCGCCGCUGCCUCGCCCACGGGAUGUUCGUCAACGCCGCAGAGCUGCAACCCGACGGCAGCUACUUAGCUCUGGACACCCACCAGCCUGUGGCCAUCCAUCCCUCCUCUGUCCUUUUCCAGGCCAAGCCAGCAUACGUGGUCUUUAACGAGCUGCUGCACACGUCGCGCUGCUACAUGAGAGACCUUUGUCUGGUAGACGCCGACUGGCUGCUGGAUGCAGCACCAGAAUACUUUGGCCGCAAGCUCCACCUCACCAGGAGCUAACCAAUAGAGAUACAGGACACCUUUCUCAAUUUACCCAGUGACUGAAAAACUGGAAAAAUGUUUUCUCUUUUACAGAGCUGAAUUUAGAUAAAGACACUUGCUGAAAAUCAGAAGAAUUUGAGUUCCUGUUCUGUAAACUUCUCGGGAUUUUACUACCUCUCAGUUGACAAGCAUCUGGCAUGUGUCACUGCAGCAGAAAUCUGCAAACUGAGGCCCCUUUUGUGACCUCCUCCAGACUCUUAUUCACAUUUUAUAAACUAUUUUUCUUCUGCCUGACAUUCAUUCUUGCCAUUUAGCCACAUGUUCAACAUUUUGAAGAAUAGAUUCUCUUGUUAGGUUCCCUGCUCCUGUUCUUUGAACGUUUGCAUGCAUUUCUGAUAACUGCUUAUCUAUUUUUUUUUCAAAGUCAAACUAACUUCACAAAAUAUCGUGUUUAGUUGUUAACUACAGUCUCAUACAGGGUAGUUGACUGACCAGUUCUGCCUGAAAGUUGCCUGAAGGGGAUUCAUACACGAGCACAGUAGCUUUGUCUUAAUCUAUAAAUUCCUAUAAUAUUAAAACAUGAUAAACACCAAAGUUAUGGUUAAAACAUAGGGUGCUUGCGCAUGCCCCUUUAUUUUUACACAACUAUGACUAUCACACUUUCCCAAAUACAUGCACGCCAGGAGAAGCAGCAUGCCUUAUUCUCCAGGUUCUACUCUUGUUGCACAGGUCCAUGACUCAGACUGCAAAGACGAACAACCGACGUAUGCUGACGACCAAUGGAUGCAAAGCAAUGCAUGGAGAUUGUAGUUAGCGAUCUGAUCACUCAGGUCUUACAUACUUUGCAGAAUGUAAAUCUCACCAAUAAGAAGAAUAGGAUGGAUGCUCUUUUUUUUACUGGACUCAGGAUUGUACAAUAUGUUCUGUAACCUGAAUAAAAUGAGAACUGUUUCUAAGUUUACAAACUAUUAAACACCAGUUGCACCUGGUGUUGCUGUAGAGAUCAUCAGACCUACUCUCACAUACUGGUUGUGUGUUCAGAGAUCGAGUCUCUUGCACAUCAGGCUGCCCAUGAGGUUUUUAAGUCAAUGGUUUAGGAUCUGCAUGAGCCCUUGUCAAUUUUACACAAAUAAAUGCACGCCUUUGAUGAGUUUAUUAUAACUAUUAAUUUGGAAUUUGUUAAAGUCUUAGUUACACAGAUGUUAUAAUUUCUAAUAAAUA
This is a messenger RNA of Limanda limanda (common dab), 3368 nucleotides long. It is a transcript of the gene dhx33, whose product is annotated as DEAH (Asp-Glu-Ala-His) box polypeptide 33. The transcript has 12 exons. Gene Ontology annotation, cellular component: nucleolus; intracellular anatomical structure. Gene Ontology annotation, biological process: positive regulation of transcription by RNA polymerase I. Lineage: Eukaryota; Metazoa; Chordata; Actinopteri; Pleuronectiformes; Pleuronectidae. Gene Ontology annotation, molecular function: RNA binding; ATP binding. The record is from RefSeq and is a predicted model, not a curated record. The coding region runs from base 120 to 2165 and encodes 681 amino acids.